Messenger RNA from Rhodamnia argentea, 2122 nucleotides. Its product is annotated as glucose-1-phosphate adenylyltransferase large subunit 1. The record is from RefSeq and is a predicted model, not a curated record. Bases 242 to 1819 code for a protein of 525 amino acids. The transcript is spliced from 15 exons. Lineage: Eukaryota; Viridiplantae; Streptophyta; Magnoliopsida; Myrtales; Myrtaceae. Gene Ontology annotation, biological process: glycogen biosynthetic process. Gene Ontology annotation, molecular function: glucose-1-phosphate adenylyltransferase activity.
CGCCGAAGCCGUCGCAGCUAAACCAGUGACAGCUCUAAGCUUUCACGCCAACUUCACAUGGGUCUUGAGCAUGUCUAAAGCGUCCUCUCUUUGAUCACAUUAUUCACUCUCUUCCUCGCUCUCGCUCCUUCCUAGAAAUCUUGGUGGACUGGGCUUUGCACCACCUUCGUCGGAGGACUUUUCACAGAUCUUCGUGUCAAGCACUGUUUCGAUCGCUUUCCGGAGCAGAGAUCGUCCGGUGAUGGAUUCUUGCUUUGCGAGCUUGAAGGUCAGUGCGCGACCUGUGCCAGGAGGAGGCAUUCUCGAUUGUAGGGGGUUCUGGGGUGAAAACACGAGGGUUGGGCUUCUUAAUAAGCAAUUUGGAGCUCAGUUAUGUAAGAGCUUGAGAAGUGAAACAAGGAUUGGACGUGUUAAACCUGGGAUUGCUUACUCUGUUUUUACUUCAGACAUUGACAAAGAGACCACGGCUUUUCAAGCUCCAGUGUUGGAAACUCCAAGAGCAGAUCCGAAGAGUGUUGCUUCAAUUAUACUGGGAGGAGGUGCUGGAACACGACUGUUUCCGCUUACUAGCAGAAGGGCCAAGCCAGCAGUUCCUAUAGGAGGAUGCUACCGGUUGAUUGAUAUUCCAAUGAGCAAUUGCAUUAACAGUGGUAUCAGAAAAAUAUUCAUCUUAACGCAGUUUAAUUCCUUUUCCCUCAAUCGCCACCUUUCACGGGCGUACAACUUUGACAAUGGAGUCAGUUUUGGCGAUGGAUUUAUGGAGGUCCUUGCGGCAACUCAAACUCCUGGUGAAGCUGGGAAGAGGUGGUUCCAGGGAACUGCUGAUGCUGUCAGGCAAUUCAUAUGGGUCUUUGAGGAUGCCAAGAACAAGAAUGUGGAGCAUAUCCUGAUAUUGUCCGGUGACCACCUGUACCGGAUGAAUUACAUGGAUUUUGUGCAGAAGCAUAUUGAUACAAAUGCCGAUAUCACAGUUUCAUGUAUCCCGAUGGAUGACAGUCGUGCAUCAGAUUAUGGACUGAUGAAGAUUGACAGAACUGGACGGAUCAUCCAAUUUGCCGAAAAACCAAAGGGCAAUGAGCUGAAGGCAAUGCAAGUUGACACUACUCUUCUUGGACUAUCAAAGCAAGAUGCUGUGAACUUCCCAUACAUUGCCUCAAUGGGCGUCUAUGUAUUCAAAACCGAUGUGUUACUAAAGCUUCUGAGGUGGAGCUACCCCUCAUGCAAUGAUUUUGGCUCCGAAAUAAUUCCGUCAGCUGUUACAGAGCAUAAUGUCCAGGCAUAUCUGUUUAAUGACUACUGGGAGGACAUUGGAACAAUCAAGUCAUUCUUUGACGCUAACUUGGCCCUAACAGAGCAGCCUCCGAAGUUUGAAUUUUAUGAUCCUCAAACACCUUUCUACACUUCUCCAAGGUUCUUACCCCCCAGUAAAGUUGAUAAAUGCCAGAUUGUAGAUGCAAUAAUCUCUCACGGUUGCUUCUUGCAAGAAUGUAGCAUUGAACACUCCAUUGUUGGCGUGCGCUCGCGUUUAGACUAUGGUGUUGAGUUUAAGGAUACCAUGAUGAUGGGUGCAGAUUACUAUCAGACUGAAGCUGAAAUUGCAUCUCUUCUGGCACAAGGGAAGGUUCCUAUCGGGGUUGGACAAAAUACUAAAAUCAGGAACUGCAUAAUCGACAAGAAUGCCCGGAUAGGAAAAAAUGUGGUUAUUCACAACACCGAAGGCGUUGAAGAAGCUGAUAGACCAGAAGAAGGAUUCUACAUCAGGUCGGGGAUAACAGUCAUACUGAAAAACGCAACUAUCAAAGAUGGAACCGUCGUUUGAGAAGAAAACAAAACAAGACCGGUGGGAGUCUUGGACAUCAUAGCAUGUGUCUGAUUCAGAACAAAGCUGGCUAAAUCCGCACACAACUUUGCUGUUUUCGCGGCUUUCCUGAGUCCGGAGAAACUCGAUGCUCGGUUGUAAAGUAGCUGUCGGUUAUGUAACUAAGCUAGUGAGAUGCAUAUAACACGAGAAGCUAGUGAGAUGCAUAUGCUGAAUAAGAGAAACACAGUUGCCGUGUGCAAUGGGAUGUACAUAUCAUAUGUAGAGAGACUAGGACCACAUGAAAAUGAGACAGUUCUAACA